AUGGAAGUGGAGAGGGGGCUGGAGAGAGCACCAUACUUUAUCCAGCAUGCUCCAAGGUUACAGCUCCGUGUUCCAGGCCUUGCUGGGGACCUUCUUCACCUGGGCAAUGACCGCAGCUGGGGCAGCGCUUGUGUUUGUAUUCUCUAGUGGACAGAGGCGGAUCUUAGAUGGAAGCCUUGGCUUUGCUGCAGGGGUCAUGUUAGCGGCUUCCUAUUGGUCCCUGCUGGCUCCUGCAGUUGAGAUGGCCAAGUUGUCUGGAGGCUUCGGUGCGUUUGCCUUCUUUCCUGUGGCUGUUGGCUUCACCCUCGGAGCUGCUUUCGUCUACCUGGCUGACCUGCUGAUGCCUCACCUGGGUGCAGCAGAAGACCCUCAGACAGUCUUGGCACUGAAUUUGGACCCUAAGCUGAUGAAGAAGUCCGACCCCGAGGGUCCCGCACUGCUCUUCCCCGAGAGAGAACUUUCCAUCCGGAUAGACAAGAGUGAGAACGGCGAGGCAUAUCAGAGGCGGAGGACGGCUGGCCUCCAUGGGGACCCUGCUCCCCUCAUGCCCUCUCGAGGGGGCCCUACGCAUCCUGGAGGCAGCAGCUGGAGGAGAAUCGCUCUGCUCAUCUUGGCCAUCACCAUUCACAACGUGCCAGAGGGUCUUGCUGUUGGAGUUGGAUUUGGGGCCGUAGACAAGACUGCAUCCGCCACCUUCGAGAGUGCCAGGAAUUUGGCCAUUGGAAUCGGGAUCCAGAACUUUCCAGAAGGCCUCGCUGUCAGCCUGCCUUUGCGAGGGGCUGGCUUUUCCACCUGGAGAGCCUUCUGGUACGGGCAGCUAAGUGGCAUGGUGGAGCCCCUGGCUGGUAUCUUCGGUGCCUUUGCUGUGGUGUUCGCCGAACCCAUCCUCCCGUAUGCUCUGGCCUUUGCUGCUGGGGCCAUGGUCUAUGUGGUCAUGGAUGACAUCAUCCCAGAAGCCCAGACCAGUGGUAAUGGAAAACUGGCGUCCUGGACCUCCAUCCUGGGAUUUGUGGUGAUGAUGUCCUUGGAUGUUGGCCUUGGCUAG
Molecule: messenger RNA, 1045 nt
Organism: Chrysochloris asiatica (Cape golden mole)
Lineage: Eukaryota; Metazoa; Chordata; Mammalia; Afrosoricida; Chrysochloridae
Gene: SLC39A11
Product: solute carrier family 39, member 11
Exons: 10
Coding region: 47-1045 (332 amino acids)
Biological process (GO): zinc ion transmembrane transport
Cellular component (GO): membrane
Molecular function (GO): zinc ion transmembrane transporter activity
Source: RefSeq, a predicted model, not a curated record